This is a messenger RNA of Condylostylus longicornis, 975 nucleotides long. RefSeq names its product GATA zinc finger domain-containing protein 14-like. The coding region runs from base 1 to 975 and encodes 324 amino acids. The record is from RefSeq and is a predicted model, not a curated record. Lineage: Eukaryota; Metazoa; Arthropoda; Insecta; Diptera; Dolichopodidae. The transcript is spliced from 6 exons.
AUGACUUCAACAACUACUGACACCGCAAUAAGCAAUACCAGUAACAAUAAGGAUAAUAUGAAUGAUGAAAUGUUAGUUUUUGAAAAUGAAAUACCACAAAACUUGCAACAAAAAGAUAAUGAUAUUAAAAAUAUUGUUGAAAAAAAAUCAUGCAAUACAAGUACAAAUCUAAUACCAAAUAUUAAUAAUAAUGAUAUUCCUAAAAUUACCAAUACUAAUGAUAUUAAUAAAAAUAAUUGUUCAACUACUUCAUGUAUAACAAAUUUAAAUAGUUCCAAUGUAACAACAACAACAGAUAUUAAUCAAAUUGAUUUAUUGAAUUCAAGUAUAUGUUCAUUUGAAUCUCAUAUAAGUCUUGUAAAUGGUAAUAAUAAACGUAUUAUUGAACAAUCUAAUAUUACAAUGACCGGAACAAAUACAAAUGGUCUUGCAAUAACAACAGAACAAACAACAACAACAACAUCAACAGGAAUAUCAAAUCAAAGAAAAUCAUUUACGUCAUCAAAAAUAAUGAAAUCAAAUACAAAUCUAUCAAAUUUCUAUGACAAUCGCUAUCAUCCACCACAAUAUACAGCAAUAUAUUUUGAUACAAUUCCUAAUACAACAAAUCCUAAUACAAAUUUAGGUAUUAGAAGGGGUGAUGGUGGUGGUGGUAACGGUAUGGGAAUUGGUAUUGGUAAUAUUACACAACAACAUUAUAACAAUAGUGAUCUUGCAAAUAAUAUUGAAAUUAUUAAUGAUGUUAUUGGAAAUGAUAGUAACCAAUAUGGUGGUACUACCAAUAAUAAUAAUAACAAUGUUGGUACCAAUAGAAUUGAUAGUAACAGGGCUAUUGGAACUGUUGAUAUUAUACAAAGACGUCGACGUGGUAUAGGAUGUUUUCGUCAAUGGUUUACACGUCCAUCUUUACCAUUUAUUAUUGGAAUAUUAGCAUUAGGAGGUGUUGCAUGCACAUUAGGUGUGCUGCAUUAUUAA